Hemibagrus wyckioides is the source of this 1023-nucleotide messenger RNA. RefSeq names its product surfeit 2 (gene surf2). Bases 213 to 1004 code for a protein of 263 amino acids. The record is from RefSeq and is a predicted model, not a curated record. The transcript is spliced from 6 exons. NCBI's taxonomy places the organism in Eukaryota, Metazoa, Chordata, Actinopteri, Siluriformes, Bagridae.
GUCGCACAAAUUCUAUGUCAUGCCUGAGCUCCGAUAUUAUGUUUAUCCGUAUUGUUUUAGGAGUAGUUUUUAAAAUAGACGGCUUAUUUUUGUGUGAUUAAAUAUAUCUGGUGUUUUUUCGUGUUUCGGGCCACAUUUAAAGGCUUUCUGGUGAUCGUAAAUAGCUUUGCUGACGAGUUUUUGCCUUCACACGUGGAUCAUUGGGAGCAGGAAUGGACGACUUGCCUGCAGAUUUAAGAGAAUUCCUGCAAAAUCAACCUUUUCUCGAGCUGACCGAAGCCAAAAAGAUCAAGUGCACAUUAAAUGGCCACGAGUUUCCGUGCAAGCUUGCUGAGCUACAGAACUUCGUAUCUGGGAAGAAAUACAAGAAACUGUGUGCUGGAGAGGAGUUUAACUACAGUCAGUAUGAACCUCAUCUGGUCCCGAGCACCAAGCAGCCGAAUCACCUUUUUUGCAAGCUGACCCUGAGACACCUCAACCGUGUGCCACAUCACGUCCUUCGGCACGUCGGCGGAAAACGGUUCAGGAAAGCUCUGGCAGAAUAUGAGGAGUGCAUGAAACAAGGUGUGGAGUUUGUUCCCAUCAGACUCCGGCAGAAAAAGGCACCCCGAGACACAGAAGAAGAUGGUGGCACGGAGAGCACGAGCGGAGGAAGCAGCAAGCACAAACACAAGCAGAAAGAGAAACCGAAACAAGACAGCAGCAUCUGGGCUCCGAGCUCCAGCGAGGGAGAAGCCAGCGACUCUGAGGACAGCAUGUCGGAUCUCUAUCCACCUACUAUGUUCACGCUAAAGAAGUCAGAGGGAGGGGAAGAGAUGGAGGAAGGUGAAGAUGAAUUCCAGACUGAUGAUGACGAUGAUAUGGAGGUUUCUGAACCGGAAGAAGAGAAACAAGCAGCGCAGAAGCGUAAAAAGGUCCAGUCUGCUGGAUUUAACAAGAAAUUUAAGAAAAACAGAAAAAGGAAAGGCUUUAAGCAGAUCAGUAAAGUGAAGAAUGGAAAAUAAUAAAAUGAGGUUGCAUUAA